Aspergillus caelatus is the source of this 1680-nucleotide messenger RNA. It is a transcript of the gene hacA, whose product is annotated as transcription factor HAC1. The record is from RefSeq and is a predicted model, not a curated record. Gene Ontology annotation, molecular function: DNA-binding transcription factor activity, RNA polymerase II-specific. The coding region runs from base 286 to 1602 and encodes 438 amino acids. Gene Ontology annotation, biological process: positive regulation of transcription by RNA polymerase II. Lineage: Eukaryota; Fungi; Ascomycota; Eurotiomycetes; Eurotiales; Aspergillaceae. The transcript is spliced from 2 exons.
UCUGGCCUUCACAGAACUUUUACCCUCAUUUGGUCUUGGACACUUGUCCUUUUCAACAAUCACACCUGCGGUUACUGGUACUGCCUCCACCUUAAUUGAAUCGGAGCCUAGUCUCCGCUCAUUCAACCGUUAUGACACCGUGGCCUCUGACCUUGUGAUUUGGGCCUGUGGACGUGACCUUAUUCCAUCUUUCCGAACAAGACGUGCUCUGAUUUUCCCCUUUUCGACUCUGGUAGAGCCAAUACAUUACGCGUUAUCUAGAGAUACGACCACCAUAAAAUCGUCAUGUCUUGUAAUAUGGAGAACACGAUAUCUUCGGUGGAUUCAUUGCCCACCACCCCCGCAUCGGAGGUACCGGUGCUAACGGUCUCCCCGGCCGACACAUCGUUGAAUAGCGCAGAUGUGAAGACACAGGAAGUCAAGCCGGAAGAGAAGAAGCCUGCGAAGAAGCGGAAGUCGUGGGGCCAAGAACUACCAGUUCCCAAGACCAACUUGCCUCCGAGGAAACGUGCCAAAACAGAGGAUGAGAAGGAGCAGCGUCGUAUUGAGCGCGUCCUUCGAAAUCGAGCGGCAGCUCAGACGUCCCGAGAGCGCAAAAGGCUAGAAAUGGAGAAGCUGGAGAAUGAGAAAAUUCAGAUGGAACAACAGAAUCAGUUCCUCCUCCAGCGGUUGUCUCAAAUGGAAGCAGAGAACAAUCGCUUAAGCCAACAGCUUGCUCAACUAGCUGCUGAGGUCCGCGGUUCUCGUGCCAACACUCCAAUGCCUGGUUCUCCAGCGACAGCAUCUCCUACCCUUACACCUACCUUGUUCAAACAAGAACGUGACGAACUUCCUCUCGAACGCAUCCCUUUCCCCUCUCCCUCUCUCAGCGAUUACUCCCCUACCUUGAAGCCUUCCACUCUGGCUGAGUCCUCCGACGUGGCACAACAUCCUGCAGCGGUGUUGUGUGACCUGCAGUGUCCGUCGCUGGACUCGAAGGAGAUGGAAGCGCCCUCCCACUUUUCGACCUCGGCUCAGACCUUAAACAUCACCCUACAGAUGACGUUGCAGCUCCUCUUUCUGACGAUGACUUCAACCGCUUAUUCCACGGUGAUUCAUCCGUUGAACCAGAUUCUUCUGUCUUUGAAGACGGGCUUGCCUUUGAUGUUCUCGAAGGAGGAGAUCUAUCAGCAUUUCCAUUUGAUUCUUUGGUUAAUUUCGACUCCGAGCCUGUCACCCUCGAAGGCAUCGAGAUGGCCCACGGGCUUCCGGAUGAGACUACUUGCAAGACUUCUAGCGUGCAACCCAGCUUUGGCGCGUCCACUACGCGAUGCGACGGGCAGGGCAUUGCAGCUGGCUGUUAGCGAUGAUUUCUCUCGAGGAAGCAUGUCGGUCACCGAUACCCAGAGGAGUUGGUGGAGCUGUGAGUCGCUGCUAACCUUAUUAUGGGCGAUAGACCGACUUGAGAACCAGGGACGACGCAGACGAAUUUUACAUGGUUUGAGAACAUCGCAGGUUGAUCGGCGCAAUAAUCUAGGGAAGCGUCAGAGGAGUAUCCGGAGUUCAUGGAGUUCAAAUAAUACUGAGACGUUGACGUCUCCGCUUACGGGCAAGAAUUGCUGAGGCGCUUUUCAUCUGUACAAUAAUCUUGAAUGAUCUCAAAUAAAGAGACCGCUAGCGACUGAGCGGGUUCAGUCCAAA